GCGGGGGUUACCGGGAGAAGGCGGGUGUAGGUGAUGAAGGUGCGGCCGGUGAUUGCCGCUCUGUGUAGAGUUGUGGCCAGUCUGGGCCCGGGACUGGCCACGCUCACCCCCGAGCUUUUCCGGCAAGCCAAGCUGGGCCGGGAGCACGUGGCCGCCGAGUUUUGGAAGAUGCUGUAUUGCCUUCUCAGACAAGUUUGUGAGGACAUGAGCCGUGUGGAUACGCCACCUAUGGUUGACCAGGUUGAAUACGUAAAGGCAGCGCUCGCACACUAUGGCUACGGACUGAGGGAUUUGUAUUGUCUCCCUGCUGAUGGCAGUGCGGGCAGCCGGGAGCUGCUUCUGGCCUUCUCCUGGCUUCUGCAGAAGAUAAACCUACUGAAGCAGCUGAUGAAUGUCCAUAGACUGCGUUUGGGGGAUGAGACGUCUCUCUGCACUUGCAGGAGAGCUGAUGCCCUCGACCUGGCAGAGGAAGCAGUGACUCGGAGUCGGGCUUGGGUGGAUAUCCGGCGCUUGCAGUGCUUGCAUGGGAAGCUGUGUUUUCGGUGGCGAGCUCUCCACAGUGCAGAGCACGAGAGGUGUGCAGCCCUCUACAAGAUUCAUUCUUACACCCGAGGAUGCAGCACUGACCUGAACACUGAUCACCUGUCUGUGAUGGAAACCCGUCUCAUUCAAGACCCCAAACAUGGCACUGAGAUGUUGCAGCUGUUGGAGCUGGAGAGCAGCUGGCUGGAGGCCUACCUGGAGUGGAAGCAAUGUGAAGGGAUUUACUGGCAGUGGAUGGAGAGUGUGCUGAAUGCUAAGCUGGAGGAGGGCCAAGCCUCAGACACGCAGGAUCAUGCAAAUGCAAAUAAGGUUACUGUUCCUGGCCAGCUCAGCACCCACACUGAUAACUAUCUCAUUGGAGAAAUAGACAGACUGUCCGAGUCCCUCGGAAAUCUGCAGAAAGAGCUACAGCAAAUAGUGUCGGACAGGACAGCCUUGUGGCAUGAAAAGAUGAAAGUCACGGAGAGAUCACGACUGGGUAGUGAAGAGCUCGAACUCAUCAAGCGGGAUGUGGAACAGAAGCUGACGCGGGUGCGAGCCACAUCUGAGCGAAGGGGAAAACACGGCAACUUCAGGUUGGUGCUCCAAGCGAGUCCCACCGUGGCUGGGGUGCGACGCUCCCUCCCAGAUGCUCGGCGAGGCGAGGGAGCUCUCACCGCCUCGGACACCAUCGCCCAGCUCAAAGUGACCCAGACAGAGCUGCGGGACCAACUACAGAAAGCCCGAUGGCUUUGUAAAGAAACGCUGGAAGAGUACGCAGAGAGGCUGCAAGGUGUCAUCUGUAUCCCACCUAUGAAGAGGGCUGCAAAUCCUGCAGAUACUGGGCAAUCAGCUCCUCUCUAACAGAAAUAAUCUUGCAUUUGGCACAGUGCUGAACCCUCAAAAAGCCACAAAAGUGUCACAGAUAACACGGCAGCCAAUUUGUGUCCCACAAACAGCCAUUAUAUCUGGGGUAUUGUCAGCCAGGACACCAGGAGAGAGAAACUCCCUUUUCACUUCCAAUAGGGCCGCAGGACGUCCAACUAAGCAGGCGCAAACAGGACUUUGCUUUAACAUCUCAUCCAAGGGACAGUUUGUCCAGCAAUUCAGUGCUCCCUCCUGUACUGUCCUGGAGCAGCGUGAGUCCAGCUUGAAGUGUGCAAUCUUACUUGUGGAUCCACGCACUUGAUGGUUCAAGGGUAGCCUUAAAGCUAUUGUCUUAGAAUAGGAAUAAUAAAAGGAUUCAGAACUUUGGUGAUUAUUUGAUCAAAGAAAUGGGAUGAUAACUGAUAUAAGAAGAAACAGGAUUUAAAAUGUCCUGAUGAGAUUAGCUUGUAACGAUGCAGGUUCAGGGCCAUUGCAACGUGGAACUGACCUGUGCUGCAAGCAGUCAGGUGUCAUACAUUUACUUAGUUGUGCACUAUGAUAAUAAUCUUUAAUAAAGCACCUUAUCGCAUUGUUAUAACGUCUCAAAGCACUUCAUGGGUUAUACUGGAUAUACUGGGAUUUUCUCGAUAUGGAAGAUUGGAGGGUGAACCAGCCGGAUUGGCCUUCACUCCCAGAGGCUGCUACUGGCAUUGGGACAGGCUCCAAGAGCAACGCUGGCCUGUGUCCAGCUCAGCACUCAGCACCUGGGCUGCGUGCUUACAACUAAACUACAGAGAGACGCAGGACUCAGCCUAGUGUCCACAUACAGCUCUGGAAUGACCUUCUAUUCCAUGUCAACAGCUGAGUAUCUGCUCUCUAAAACAUGCAAUACCUGCACUGGCUCUUAGGUGGCAGUCACAGCAAUCAGUGUGGACUGGCCUCAGGGCUUCACAGAAUAUACUGUAAAGUGUAGUCAAUUGCGCACUGUACUGUGGUAUUUAUACUUGUGUUCCAUUAAACUGCACAAUGAA
This is a messenger RNA of Callorhinchus milii (elephant shark), 2420 nucleotides long. RefSeq names its product tubulin epsilon and delta complex 1 (gene tedc1). The transcript is spliced from 8 exons. The coding region runs from base 34 to 1386 and encodes 450 amino acids. Lineage: Eukaryota; Metazoa; Chordata; Chondrichthyes; Chimaeriformes; Callorhinchidae. The record is from RefSeq and is a predicted model, not a curated record.